This is a messenger RNA of Durio zibethinus, 1810 nucleotides long. RefSeq lists its product as uncharacterized. Gene Ontology annotation, biological process: GPI anchor biosynthetic process. Gene Ontology annotation, cellular component: endoplasmic reticulum. The record is from RefSeq and is a predicted model, not a curated record. Gene Ontology annotation, molecular function: catalytic activity. Lineage: Eukaryota; Viridiplantae; Streptophyta; Magnoliopsida; Malvales; Malvaceae.
CAUUGGUAGUAGUUAGUGUAGCUUUGGCGUGUUGUUAAAGGAGCUCAACAAUCUUAGCACCAUUGUCAACUCCCGCCACGCUACUUGGGGAGCAGUUGGGGAUCAUUUGUCUUUUUAACUACUUUUAAGUCAUUGUAAUUUGCAACCACAUUUCCAAUUUUCUCCUAUAACCCUGUCUUGCCCGCUAGAUCUGUCUGUCAAUUAGAGCUUCCUUGACUCUCUAGAUGAAACUACAACAGUUUCUUGCGAAUUGAGUGGCGAUCGAGGGCUAAAACUUCCAAUGCAGACCAGAAAGAUCCAAGAGUUGUUUUGCAGUAAUCAAGCAUCUUACAUGUUGAGUAUUGUUAGAAGAAAACUCUGGCAGCUUUGCUCGAGAAUAAGGUGGCUGAUAAGGAAGCGACCAAGGCCGAAAGUUAUCAUCAGGAGGUUGGGGAGGUUGAACUCUAAAGGUCAACGAAAAGGAGAUGUUGGCACCAAGAAUUCCAACAUUCAUUUAUAUGGAAACUUGGGUUUUUCUAAUCCUAAAAGGCCAAUAAGAAUUGCUACAUUUAAUGUCGCCAUGUUCUCUCUUGCACCUGCCAUUUCAGAAGCUGAGGAAGCAGGUCUAUUUAGUUAUGGAGAGGAGGAUUUUAUGGGAUUGAAAAGUCCACUCGAGUUCAACCUUCACACAAAGUCUCCAAAUUGUUAUCCAAAGAGUAUACUAAAGCAAUCUCCCUUGCAUAAUUCCCAUAGUAGUCCUGAAGGUCUCUCUAAGCAAAAGAAGCUCUCGAGAUCGAAACUCAAGGUUUCAAUCAACCUUCCUGACAAUGAGAUUUCAUUGGCACAGAGUAAACUGCUUGGCUUUGUCGAAGACGUAAAAGGGGGCUCAUCAGACAUGACCAACAGCCGAAUCAAUAAGGGCAAUGGUAUUAUGAGGUCCCCUGUUUGUUUGCCUUCAAGUAUGAUUAACUUCUGGAAUGAAGGGAGCUUGAAAAGUGGUAGAAGCAUUGCACAAGUGCUUAGAGAGGUGGAUGCUGAUAUCUUGGCUCUGCAAGAUGUGAAGGCACAGGAAGAAAAAGGCAUGAAGCCUUUAUCCGAAUUAGCUGCAGCCCUCGGGAUGAAGUAUGUUUUUGCUGAAAGUUGGGCUCCAGAGUACGGAAACGCUAUCCUGUCGAAAUGGCCAAUCAAGAGAUGGACAGUACAAAAGAUAGCCGAUGAUGACGAUUUCAGGAAUGUGCUUGAGGCCACAAUUGAUGUACCAUGGGCAGAAGAACUGAACUUCUAUUGCACCCAACUUGACCAUUUAGAUGAGAAUUGGAGAAUGAAGCAAAUAAAAGCAAUAACUGAAUCAAACUACUCUCCCCACUUAUUACUAGGUGGUUUGAACUCCCUGAAUGGACCAGAUUACUCAUCAGAAAGAUGGACCGACAUAGUCAAGUACUAUGAGGACAUAGGCAAGCCUAGACCAAGAACUGAAGUAAUGAAGUUGCUCAGGGGAAAAGAAUACACAGAUGCAAAAGACUUCGCCGGGGAUUGUGAACCAGUAGUCAUCAUAGCCAAAGGCCAAAAUGUUCAAGGGACAUGCAAGUAUGGAACACGAGUCGAUUACAUUUUAGCAUCAUCAAACUCUUCAUACAACUUUGUUCCUGGAUCAUACUCUGUCAUUUCAUCGAAAGGUACAUCAGAUCACCAUAUUGUUAAGGUUGAUAUUGUGAAAGGAAGUGAAAAAUCUCAGCAAAAUGUCAUCAAAAGACACAGAAAAUCUACCCCAAAGAUUAUACGAGUCACAAACUCAAGCUGCUCUGGAGGCAUAUGGAAAAUAAAUGCAUGA